GUUAUGUUACUAUUUCUCAUUUUAUAUAUAGAAGAUUGUGUGCAAUUGUUUAGCCGGGGUACAACUGCUAGAUGAGAAGUUUAAAAAUGGAAAAUUCGAUGAAAAAGAACCCUGUAGCUCUUCCUUCUAUCGAUGAUCUAAAAAAGUUAAACGAAAGACACAACUUAGGUUGUAAUGAAGAUGAGUUAAAGGAAUAUCAAAGUAUUAUGAAAAAUACAGUAGCUGCAUAUAAUUUCAUUGAUGAUCAAGAAAUACCUUCGUACGUAUCUAAAUAUGGAGGUAAUCGAGAGUAUUUGCGACCUGAAGGUGAUGAAAACAAAUACAAUGCUUGGUAUGUGAAGUGUAAUAUAGAGGGUGCUAGCAGUGGAAAACUUGCUGGGAAAAAAGUAGCUAUAAAAGAUAACAUAGCUGUAGCUAACAUUCCUAUGAUGAAUGGUUCCAGAGUUUUGGAGGGAUAUAUACCUGAGUAUGAUGCUACUAUCGUGCAAAGAAUUCUAGAAGCAGGUGGAACUAUCUGUGGAAAAACAACUUGUGAAGAUCUUUGUGUUAGCGCAGGUAGCAUUUUUACUGCGUAUGGACCAGUUCGAAAUCCACACAAUACUGAGUGCACUUCUGGCGGUUCGAGCUCUGGUAGUGCAGUCGCAGUUGCUGUUGGGGAAUGUGAUAUGGCAAUAGGAGGAGAUCAAGGAGGUUCUAUUCGUAUCCCAUCCAGUAGCUGUGGCAUCAUUGGUUUGAAACCUACACAUGGAUUGGUACCCUACACUGGAGCAAUGCCAAUUGUACCCUGCAUUGACCAUUUAGGGCCAAUGUCAAAGGACGUGGCAGAUUGUGCUCUCCUACUUGAAGUUAUAGCCGGUUACGAUAAUGGAUUCGACUAUCGUCAACGACCAUUUAAAGUUCCUGAAUAUUCAAAAUUGAUCUUCCCACAUGUAAAACCAUCAAGAAAGAUUAACAUUGGCAUUCUUCAAGAAGGAGUUGAUUUGUGUGAUGAAAAUGUAAAAAAUGUUUUCAAUGCAUCCUUGAAAUAUUUGAAAGAGUCAGAGCAUCUUUGUCUUAAGAGCACAAGCCUGGAAAUGCACGUCAAAAGUGAUAAUAUUACAUCGGUAAUUUUUGGCAAUGGUGUAUUUGGAUCAAUGAUAGAUGGAUGUGGUUUUGGAACUAGCUUGUCAGGCAUGCAAUCUCACACUUUGGCUAAGAAAAUGUUUGAAGGCUACAAGGAGCAUUUUAAAGAUACAACUGAAACUGUCAAGUUACGAACAUUCAUUGGUUCCUACAUGCACGAAAAUUAUGGGUCCUAUCAUUAUACAAAGGCUGCAACCUUAGCAUCACAUUUAAAAUUGAAAUAUGACGCACUUUUAAAGGAAAAUGACGUCCUAAUAAUGCCGACAUUAAGGAAAACACCAACUAAAAUCCCACCGCAAAAUGCUUCAAUUACCGAGAAGAUAACCAGUGUGUUUUAUGUGAAUAAAAACACAGCAAUAUUCAACAUAACAGGACAUCCAGCGUUGACAUUAAAUUGUGGAUACGAUGGUGAUUUGCCAGUAGGGUUGAUGAUUGUUGGAAAACAUUUUGAUGAAGUAGGAGUACUUAAUGUUGCAAGUAUCUUUGAAGAUAUCUUCAAAAUGAAAAUGAACAAGAAGAAUGCUUCUGCUUGAUUUGAUAACAGUCUGAGCCAAUAUGACUCAAUAUGUAUGGUGAUUCUCUGGAAUAAACCACUGAUCUUA
Molecule: messenger RNA, 1724 nt
Organism: Hydractinia symbiolongicarpus
Lineage: Eukaryota; Metazoa; Cnidaria; Hydrozoa; Anthoathecata; Hydractiniidae
Product: amidase-like
Exons: 4
Coding region: 72-1655 (527 amino acids)
Molecular function (GO): catalytic activity
Source: RefSeq, a predicted model, not a curated record